CGUGUGUAAUUGCAAAGGCCCUACACAACGGGAUGGAAGUAAAAGUAGUUUCGAGCAAAUUUGUUCUUGUCCAAGGGAAGAUAACAAACAAUACGGAUGUCUCCUUCUGUAAGCAGUACCCUGAACUCAAGGCCAUUUGCAUUGUUGCAUGGAACAUCAGUCUGAGAAAUAUGUCAGCCUGCGUCAACAUCUCAGUUCAACCUGCUUGGAAUUUGACCUGUCGAGACACGCAAGCAGUGACGUCAACUACACCUACAACACUGUCAGCACGGUUGACGAGAGCGCAUGCUUUCUGGAAUGUUUUGACACAUCAUACUGCAGAACUUUCCGGUAUUCAAGCGGCACGUGCUACAUAUACACAUGCGGAAGUGAUUGUGUAACAUCAUAUUUGAUUCCCGGUUCUUUCGACAUAUAUCAUCGAACGUGUUAUGAAUGCCCUACAAUAGCCAACACCGCUGAAUACACAGUAACCCUCACCGGGCUAUACUUGGGAGACACUUUGACAACAACUUGCAAUUUCGGCUACGAACACUCCUCGGGGGAUUUAAUAAGGACCUGCCAAGGAGGUUACGCGUGGGGCGGAGACACGGCCAGUUGUAGCCCAGUAGAUUGCGACAUACCUUCCACCAUUGCGCAUGCAUCAUUCACACUUACUUCAGGAACAACAACAUACGGAAGCUUUGUAACGUAUUCUUGCGAAUCCGGAUACAUUCCAACAGGCGAAAAUAGAUUUGCCUGUGCCGACACCGGCCAAUGGACUGGUUUGGGCUUUUCUUGCGAAGGAUGCGGUUUUCCACCUAACGUUUCAAGUGCAACGUAUACUUUGACGUCUGGUACAAACUACGAUAGUGUUGCAAAUUAUGUUUGCGUUACAGGGUACGUAUUUAGUGCGACAUCUCAGCUCUUUUGUGACUUAAAUACACAGGCCUGGUCGGGAACGCUUUCAUCGUGCGUCCUGGUGGAUUGCUUAUUACCUCCAACUGAACCUCAUGCGACGUACACAUUAACGUCAGAGUCUACAACUUGGCAAAGUACUGUGGAAUAUGCCUGCGAAAAUGGGUAUAAUCUAAACGGCGAUCCCAUUAUGGAAUGUUCGGCUGGCGGUGUUUGGGUUGGAAGUGGUUUUUCUUGUGAAGGAUGUGGCAACCCCCCAAUAAUUUCCUAUUCAACGUAUUCUCUUACAUUUGGUACGGGAGUUGGAAGCAUUGCACAAUACACCUGCAGUCCAGGCUAUACCCUUGAAAGCUCAUCUGAAUUGAUAUGCAUCUCAAAUGGAACAUGGGGUGGAAUACUUCCUGUAUGUAGCUUCAUAGAUUGUGGAAGUCCUCCUAAUGUGACAAACGCGAGCUACAUUUCAUCACCUGACACAACAUUAAACAGCUCAACGGUGUAUUCCUGUAACACAGGAUUUCAAAUGACGGUAACCGGAACGCUCCUGUGUGAAUCUGAUGGUCAGUGGAUUGGAAUCCUUCCUGUCUGCAUCGAGGUUUACUGUACAGAGCUAAACAAUCCACCGAAUGGAUUUGUAAAUUAUGGAUCAAACGUUUAUAACUCAACAGCGAGUUUCAACUGCUCAGAUGGGUACAAUUUAGUUGGAUCACCGUACAUCAUUUGCUCCGCUGAUGGCUCUUGGAAUGCUACUCAACCAAUCUGCAGUCCAGCGGAUUGUUUACCACUGUAUGACCCACUGAAUGGAUACGUUAGUCAUACUUCGGGAACUACAUAUAUCCAUGUCGCAAAUUAUACGUGUGAAAUUGGGUAUUAUAUAGACGGGGAUUCCUUACGAAUCUGUCAAGCUAAUGCAUCAUGGAGUGGAAGCGAACCGUCCUGCAUAAUCGUGGAUUGCAACCAGCCACCUAUUCUUUUGAAUGGAAUAUACCAGCUCCUAAAUAAUGGGACGAAAUAUUCGGAUCAUGCAACUUAUUCUUGCAACCUGGGUUACACUAUUUCUGGUGCCUUGCUGGUAACUUGCCUUGCAAAUGGAAACUGGAAUCUGCCACCACCUGCAUGCACUAUACUAGAUUGUGGAUCUAUUGCACAUCCGGUUAAUGGAUUGGCACUAACACCCGAUGGAACGAAAUUCGGGGCAACUGCAACAUUCUACUGUAAUCAAGUUUACACCAUAUCAGGUCCGACUUCAGCAUUAUGUAACAGUAGCGGAGAGUGGGACAGCGAACCGCCUACAUGCGUAUAUACAGGCGGAGUGAUAACGACACCUAAGCCUAUUAAGCCACUUUAUAUCAUGCCCUGCAUUUGCUACCCAAACAAAACCUUCGUUGGGAUGACACAAGAAGAAAUAAUCCAACAACUGAUCAAAGAUACGAGAAUUGAACGGAAUAGCACUACUGCAUCCAUUAACAAGCUGAAAUGUCGCGAAGAUAAUCGGCCGUUUUCGAGAAUGACGGGAUACAUUAGUAUUGCAGUUAUUUCAGUUUUGCUUUUUGCGGUUGUUGCUUCGGAUAUGAGAAUGCUUGUUAUGCAUGUGCGUAGGUAUCAUACAAUAUAUAACUGAAACUUUAAAUUGUAAUACAAUUGUUAAGACUGCUAUAUAUAGCAUUCAUGACACAAUUUGUGUUUCUGCUAGAGAUAUAUGAAUAUAACACAGAGGAAUAACUUACUUGUAUGAACUGUUUCAAUAAUUUAAUUUCAAAUGGAUUAUGACGCAAUACAUAAACUCAUAUGUGUCAAUGUUUUCUAUAUAGGCUCUGUCCUUCCUUGAUUUUUUUCCGUUUAAGGUUAGAAUCUCAAUGUCCCGUGUACACAUGAUGUUGUUAGUGUAUAUGUAAGUGUGAAAUAAUAUGUUUGUUUAAAUGUGUUUUAAUAAGGUUUACUUUUUUGUAUGCAUUUAGUGUGCACUGUUUUAAUCAAAUUGUGUGAUAUAUUGGGAAUAGUAUGUAAGUCUAUUGAUCUGUGAUGGAGUAUUACUUCUAACUAAAUCCGUAAAAUUCACAAUCGAGCUGAAUGAAAUCCAUCCAUCCAUCAAUAUAUCCAUCCAUCCGUCUUUUUCCAUCCAUCUACCUGUCCGUCCGUCCGUCCGUCCAUCUAUCAAUCUAUCCAUCCAUCCAUCCAUUCAUCCAUUCAUUCAUCCAUCCAUAUUUUUCCAUCAGUCCGUCCAUCCGUCCAUUCAUCAAUAAAUCAAUCAUUUCAUCCAAGAUUGCACCCACCCACUGUAAUCACACAUCCAUCCAUCAUUAUUUUAAGAUAAAGAAAGCUAUACAUGGGUUUUUCAAAUUCAACAUACAAUCCAAUGAAGUAUACAAAUUGUUGUGAAUAUUUCAUAUUUUAGCUCUGUAUGCUCUCAAUAAAAUUAAAGUCAUGAAACUUUUUGACAUUGGCGACCCUAUUUUCCAACCAUUAAAAUGCUUUAUAAAUUAUGUGAAAUUCGUGUUUGAUUUCGAAAUGAUUCUACCAAUGGCGUGUUUAUAUCAAGAGAAUGAACAAUUAAAUUAUCCUAUGUAAAACUAUUUUACAUUUCUAUGCCUGGUGACCUUGUAUAGUUUUUUUAGUAUCGUUUUAUUGGUAUGAAAUAAAUACGCAAGUACUACCUACGCGGUAAAAAAUGCUACAAAAAUCUAAUUUUUACCUUCAGUUGAAGAUUGUAAAUUUAGUCAUUUUACGACCGAUUCCAGUUGAAAGAGGCACGAAAAUACAAAUCCUUAUUACUUUGUCCAUGAAACAUUUCCUGUUAUGACAUUAUUUUGUUUGAAACUGUGGUAAAAUUCUUAAACUAAAACGUAGAACUAUGAUUAAAUCAUAGACCCGCCAAAUAUCAGUUUUAAGGACAAGCCCUUAAAAUUGAAAUUCAGUUACUUAUUUCUUUAUCCCAUGAAUACAUAUCGUUGUUAUACAUGCACGUUAGUUAUCCUACUUAAGUACACACUAUAUACGUUGUUCGUUUGAUUCACUCUUCGUGUUUGAUGCUCUGUUAUUGGUAAUAAAUGAA
Molecule: messenger RNA, 3943 nt
Organism: Mya arenaria
Lineage: Eukaryota; Metazoa; Mollusca; Bivalvia; Myida; Myidae
Product: sushi, von Willebrand factor type A, EGF and pentraxin domain-containing protein 1-like
Exons: 7
Coding region: 149-2512 (787 amino acids)
Source: RefSeq, a predicted model, not a curated record